UAAGCUGCAAAGGCCAUAAUUCAAAUCUUCAUUGACUCCAAAGCCACUGAACCAUCGCUGCCUCUCAACUCGACCCUGUCAAAUACUUGGCCGCAAUUCAGGAACACUCCGCCUACAACUUUCCCGAAGCUACCAGCGACCGACGUCAGUCUGGCCUAGCACGGCCCGGUCUCGCUAAAGCUCCGCAAGCUGCUAGCGAUCGCCGCUGCCCGGGCUGGACAAGCCCGGCCUGGUCAGGCGAGAUCGGGGCUGAGCGAGUCCGGCUCCCCGGGACCCUCGCCCAGCCCCCGCGGCAGGCACCUCGUAAAAGCGGCGGGUACUUAAGAGAAUGACAAGCGUCCUUUCCAGUUGGAACAGUUUCUUACUCAUCCAAGGCUCAGUUAGCAACAUGUCAUCUGCUGCCCCUCGGGGUCACAACUGGACGCGUUCUCAGUCAACUGCAGAUGAAAACAGUGAGGACCCUGUGGAUCAGAUGAUCUCACGCACAGGUUGCAUAGCCUUUCACCAUGCUGUGCAGGAUUGUAUGGCCCAGCACCAAGACUGGAGGAAGUGCCAGGCCCAAGUUAAGGCCUUCAAAGAGUGCAUGAGCCAGUACCAGAAGAACAGGCUAGAAGAGCUGCAAAGGAGACAGAAGCAGAUGCCCACUGAUGGCUGAGACACCCAGAAAACUAGCCUGAGGAAGGCUAAAUACCCACCUAACUCAGGAUGACACUCGGGAGCUGGGGAACUAAGAACAUAUGGAAGAUGCUCCUGUAGAGGAGACAACUCAGAACAGUCAAUUCAAUGCAAAUUUGCCAAUGUUUAUUAAGCAGAUACUGGGUUAGAAUCCACUGCUUAAUCCAAGGUUGCAGGGAAGAGAAAUGAGGAGGGGAAAAUGUGCUAAAGAAACUUCUUUAAGGCCUCUACCCAAGGUUUUGUUCCUGUGCCUAGGACUAUAUUGAUUCCUUGGAAAUUUAAACGAAAAAUAAAUUCAUGACCUAAAAUGUCAGUUUUACUGUUUCUUUUCAAAUAUGAAAAAUAGAAAAUGGGAAGAUUAUAAAUUCCAUGUUUCAUUCAUUCUAUUUAAAACAGGUAAUUAAGUCAGAUUGUUUGCUCUCGUAUUGUUCAAGCACAAAUAAGGAAAAUUCAUAAUAUUCCAUGAAAAUUGCAGAGAACGUAAAACAAGCAAUAUCUAUUAUCUAUGGAAGAAAAAAUUGUUGCUGACAACAAAAUGGAGAAUAGGGAAGGCUUCCUGGUAAGGGAAAUAUUAGAAUGGAUUUUAAAUAAUAGGUACAUUUGAAGAGUGUGAGGGGGAGGUAAUCCAACCACAGAAUCUUACAAAGAAAGAAACACAUUUGUAGGAAUUAAAUGAUUUGCCCAAAAUGAAAACAGAUUUGAACCCAGGUUCUGAAUCUAAAUGCUGGGUUUCCAUGAUUGCAUGGUGGCUUUUUAAAGAUAAGGACAACAGUUGGAUAAAAGUAUAUGUGGGCAAGUACAGGCCAUGGUGAAGAAGGCAGAAAAUUAUCCAGUUAGGGUGGAUUUUGGAGUUUGUGAAGUGGAUUAACAUGAGAUAAGCCCAGAAAAACAGAUUUGUACCUGAUUAGA
This is a messenger RNA of Sarcophilus harrisii (Tasmanian devil), 1584 nucleotides long. RefSeq names its product cytochrome c oxidase assembly factor 4 homolog, mitochondrial. NCBI's taxonomy places the organism in Eukaryota, Metazoa, Chordata, Mammalia, Dasyuromorphia, Dasyuridae. Gene Ontology annotation, biological process: mitochondrial respiratory chain complex IV assembly. The transcript is spliced from 2 exons. Bases 329 to 655 code for a protein of 108 amino acids. Gene Ontology annotation, cellular component: mitochondrial intermembrane space. The record is from RefSeq and is a predicted model, not a curated record.